GACGUCACUUCCGUCAAAUCGAAGGAACACCAUCAAUCUACCCGUUGAGGAGAUGAACAUGAGCUAAUAUUUUCUUUCAAUGGUUGGCAAAGUAAAUAACCUUACAUUUAUCCAGACUACUUAAUGAGACAAAUAUGUCCGACAAUCGCGUAGCAAUGGAUGGAGAUGUUGAGAGAGCGGAUGAAACAAUGGAGGACCUGGAGAAGACAAUCCUCAGCAUGUGUUCCGGCGUGGGGCAGAGGUCUCCGCAUGCAGUAGAAGCAUCAGGGGCUGUUAGAACCUCCAAGGACUCAGCAGGUAUCCAGGAAAGGAGUCUGUUGAACAACCUGAGUCCCAUCAAGAGAGCCGAGCAGGAGGUGGCAGUAGUGACCCCCCUGACACACACCUGGAUGGGCACAGCUCAGAGCACACCCAUUACUGACACAACUCACUGUCCAGUAUACAACAGCAGAAGGAGGGGUUUGUUGUAUCCCUCGGGGCCUGACCUUGAGAUGCAAGCUGAGGACGGGGACAGCUUCACCUCGUAUGAGAACAUCUAUGAUGACGGGAAAACCUACGAAGAUCUUUUGUUGGAGGUGUCCCGGAUCUGUGGGGGGUCCAUGGCUGAAGAAAACAAUGAAACUCUGACAAAUAUCAGUCGCAUUAAUGUGGGAGAUAUUGUGUCAACUACUGAGAAGCCUGCAAUAAGCAUCUUACCUGGACCAUCUCGAGCUGCCGAUAUAGGUGAUGAGAGGUACUUUGCGCAGACUUUGAUGUCUUCAGCCAUGUCGGGGCGUUUCACGGGGGUUCACAAGAGUAGGCAUGUGUUUGAUGAGAGCACUGUAGAGAUUGAUCCUGAACCAAGUGCUGACAUUCUUGGAUUGGAUAAGUUUAUCUGCAGUGAUCUUGAUGAUGAUGAGGAGGAGGAAGCAGAUUCUGAUGAUGACAAUGCUACAGCUAUAUCUAGGUUAAUUGUGUUAGAUACGUAUGAUGCGACCAUGACUGAUUCUAUUGUCCAUACAGAUCCAGUCAGUCAAAGUGUAUUGCAGAUUAACAGUAAUAAGUGCUUAAAAGAAACGAGGGAGGAUGGGUUCGGUUGUGCUUUGAGUAAGGUUGUGAGUUCACUGUCACACUCCAGAAGUAGUCUUACUAGCAAGGAAUCAGGAGAGCUUAGUGAUACGCUACUUGAAAGUGAUGAUUGUGCAACAUCGCAGGCUACGCCUGUUAAGGCAGUACCCGUCAAUAUGAGAAAACGGAAACGGAAACUGUUGAGAAGUGAUAGUGAAAGAGAGGAAGGAGAGUUGACCUCGACAGCCACUGAAGCAUCAGCUAGUGAAGUGGAGGAACUGGAUGCAACUCUUGUCAAGACAACUCUUGAGCAGGACAUUUUGAAAGAAGUGACAGAUGACAUUUCUUUGACCGCCAAGUCUGAGCCUCAUGGAGUUGCAGCUGAGCCUGCUGAACGUCCUUGGGAAGGUGGUGGAGAUGCUGUUCCUGCUUCAGAGGCACCUGGAGCAGCAACUGAGGUACCUGAAACAUCAACAACAGUAUCUGAAGCAUCCCUUGCGGUGCCUCAAGAAUCUGCAGUGGCUCCUGCACCAUCAACAGAGGUACCUGAAGCAACAACAGAGGUACCUGAAGCAUCAACAGAGGUACCUGAAGCAUCAACAGAGGUACCUAAAGCAUCAACAGAGGUACCUGAAGCAUCAACAGAGGUACCUGAAGCAUCAACAGAGGUACCUGAAGCAUCAACAGAGGUACCUGAAGCAUCAACAGAGGAACCUGAAGCAUCAAAAGAUGUACCUGAAGCAUCUACAGAGGCACUUCAAACUUUCAAAGAGCAACCUGAAGUGAAGGUUGAAGCUGGGCAUGACGUAAAACCUGAACCCAAAGAUAAAGCUGUGCUCCCUUCCCCAAAUGUUCUGUGCGAUGAUUUUUUGUUGUCGUUAACAGAAGACGAGGAUGAUGUGAGGAGAGUUCUAGGUGAGAGUAAGAAGAAUGUGGUCAAAACACAAGUGUCCACGUCUGUUGUUGAAGACUCAUUGCUGAUCUCAGGUAAACAUGCUCAAAGUCAACGGGGGAAGACCGUUGCUUCUGAAUCAUUUCAAGAGUCUAUGAUUUCUGAGAUUUGUGAGAAACUGAUGAAGGAAAAGGAUGUGACCAAUUAUGGGAGCUUCACUAUCAUUGAUAGCCCGGGAAAAUGUGUUGAUGAAAGUUUUGUUGUUAUUAGUGAAAGUGCUGUUUCUGCAUCAAGUGAUUUGGUAGAUAAAGAUGUUAAGAAAAACAUAGUGAUGAUAAAGACUGAAGACCGAAGUAGUAGUGUGGCAGAUGCAGAAGGAACCAAGAAAAUAAGCAACACCAACAUCGUGAAGGCCAUGCCCCAAAACAGACCAGUUUCAGAUGUGAAACAGGGCAUAAUUUUGAGCCCAAUAACUGCACCCGAAACGAAAAAGACUAGCAUUAAAUCAGAAGCAAGGAUUUACCCAACUGAGAAAAAUAUCCUUGAAUAUGAAACUGGCUUGAUGAGAAGUGUGAGGCUUAAGUGGGGUAGUCAGGGAAUUCAUAGACCUGACAAAAAUCUUACUUACAGCUCCUGGGUAAGGAAGACACGUACCGACAGAAAAGUGGAGCCGACUUACAUCUUGGAGGGUAAUAGCAAAGUUCCUCCCCUGUUCAGAAAGAAGUCUGUUCCAAUAUCAGAAUGUUCAGAAACCACGUCAAGAUCUGGGUCUCCAAAGCCAAAGAAACCACGGAUACUUGGCACUCCUGGUAAGGCCAUUGGAGACGGCACAAAGAGCAUAAAAUCCGAGCUACAGAAGCAGCUGACAGAAAUACAAACGGAGGAGAAGAGGCUGUCGAACGUGAUGACCAUGCAUCAAGAGGCAUUCCUGAACAGACUGAGGGCGAAGCACGGAAAGAUGUUCCAGGCACUCCGCACACAGCAGAACCUGGAGAGACGGCAGCUCUUUGCCACGUGCGGGGGAUACAUCAGUCCAGCUCUCACAGAGUACCAGAUGAUGCAGCUGAAGCAGGAGCACAUGUUCCAGCUGAACCAGCUGGAGGCCGUCAACGGCAUGGAGAUGCAGAGGGGGUUUAACAUUAUCAACCAGGAGAGGCAGGCCCAGGCGAAUAGGUUUCAGUCCUUGAAACUCCCGGCAUGGGAGUCGAUAAAAAAGUUUGAGGAAAACACUGCUAGCGGUGCCCAGAUGGACGAUGCUCACAUCACUGUUGGUCUGUCCAAGGGUGCGCCAUGUGGUCCGGGCGUUGAGAGGGACAUAGUGAAGGUGUGUCUGCCUGUGGAUGUUGCUGCGUUCAUGAUCAGGGAGGAUGAAGUCUACGAUGCUCACUAUGUCGCCUGAUCCUUCCCUCUGGGAUGGACAAUGUGACUUGUGUCACCUUUUAAGCAUCAUUGAUUAUCCAGCAUGUGAUAUGACCAUCCUAUCAAUAUGAAUACCCUGGACCAAUUCUCAGAGAUAGAUACUAUUCUGAAAUAGUGAAAAUCUAGCAGGAAUAGUUGCCUUACUUUAACCACAAACCUGAAAUGAGUUGUAGACGUGUCAUCUUCCUGAGGCAAGGGCAUUAACUGUCUAUAAAAACCCAGUUUCCACCCUGGAUGAACUGGGCUCAAAUAAGGCAUCUAUGCAUAGUCCAAUCAACAUUGUUGAACAAGCUAGACAUCCGGUUCUAAAACCACAUGAUUUCAACGUGCAGAUUUCGGUGGACUGCAGGAUUUGCAAAGCGUGUGUACUGUCAACUGGUCGUCAACCGAAUUUUCCAAAUCCUUUAUGCUUUUUUAAUCAAGUUACUCAAGUGAUUUGAUGCACCUGUUUUAUUACUUUAUACCGCUGGAAGAUUCUUGGGUAGAAUAGGUCUUCAGCAACCCACGCUUGCCGUAAAAGGCGACUAUGCUUGUCGUAAAAGGCGACUAAUGGGAUCGGGUGGUCAGGCUCGCUGACUUGGUUGAUACA
This is a messenger RNA of Haliotis rufescens (red abalone), 3947 nucleotides long. RefSeq lists its product as uncharacterized. The coding region runs from base 135 to 3338 and encodes 1067 amino acids. The transcript is spliced from 2 exons. Lineage: Eukaryota; Metazoa; Mollusca; Gastropoda; Lepetellida; Haliotidae. The record is from RefSeq and is a predicted model, not a curated record.